GCGGCGCGUUGCAUAGUGCAUUGGCGCGCGGAGAGGUGGCCCACGUGUCUCCUGGGAAGCCGGUCUCGGGAUCCCCUACUCCUUUCGCCCCCGCGAUCCAGGGCGCCCCCUUGGCCCCCUUGGUGUCCGCCCACCCCCGGCCCGCGUGAAGAGGGCCUGCAUAGUUUCCCCAGCUCAGUGGGCCAACUUCGAGGAGCAACUUUGUCGGUGGAGCGGCGCCGGGGGGGAACGGGGCACUGCGCAUGCGGAGCUCCAAAUUCAAACAGCUGUUUCCAGAGGCUGGUGGAGCCGCUGGGGCUAGUGGAGCCUUUUCCCAGGAGACAGCCUCUCCGGAGCCAUGGUAGACCGGGGCCCUCUGCUCACCUCGGCUAUCAUUUUUUACCUGGCCAUCGGGGCGGCGAUCUUCGAGGUGCUGGAGGAGCCGCACUGGAAAGAGGCCAAGACAAACUACUAUACGCAGAAACUGCGUCUGCUCAAGGAGUUCCCGUGCCUGGGCCAGGAGGGCCUGGACAAGAUCCUGCAGAUAGUGUCUGAUGCUGCAGGACAGGGAGUGGCCAUCACAGGGAACCAGACCUUCAACAACUGGAACUGGCCCAACGCAAUGAUUUUUGCAGCCACAGUCAUCACCACCAUUGGCUACGGCAACGUGGCCCCCAAGACCCCCGCCGGGCGCCUCUUCUGCGUCUUCUAUGGUCUGUUUGGGGUGCCGCUCUGUCUGACUUGGAUCAGCGCCCUGGGCAAGUUCUUCGGCGGACGUGCCAAGAGGCUGGGCCAGUUCCUCACCAAGAGAGGCGUGAGCCUGCGCAAGGCGCAGAUCGCGUGCACGGCCAUCUUCAUCGUGUGGGGCGUGCUGGUCCACCUGGUCAUCCCGCCCUUCGUGUUCAUGGUGACGGAGGAGUGGGACUACAUCGAGGGCCUCUACUACUCCUUUAUCACCAUCUCCACCAUCGGCUUCGGCGACUUUGUGGCCGGUGUGAACCCCAGUGCCAACUACCACGCCCUAUACCGCUACUUCGUGGAGCUCUGGAUCUACCUGGGGCUGGCCUGGCUGUCCCUUUUCGUCAACUGGAAGGUGAGCAUGUUCGUGGAGGUGCACAAGGCCAUUAAGAAGCGGCGGCGGCGGCGUAAGGAGUCCUUCGAGAGCUCCCCACACUCCAGGAAGGCCCUGCAGGUGGCCGGGAGCACGGCAGCCAAGGACAUCAACAUCUUCAGCUUUCUGUCCAAAAAGGAGGAGACGUACAAUGACCUCAUCAAGCAGAUCGGGAAGAAGGCCAUGAAGACGGGCGGGGGCGGGGAGCGGAUCCCGGGCCCAGGGCCCCAGGGGGGCGGGCUGCCGGCUCUGCCCAGCUCCCUGGCCCCCUUGGCGGUCUACUCCAAGAAUCGGGUGCCCAGCCUGGAAGAGGUGUCCCAGACGCUCAGGACCAAGGGCCACAUAUCGAGGCCCCCCGGUGAGGAGGCUGUGGCGGGGGGCCCCAAGGAGGUCUCCCCCACCUCCGAGGUGUCCAUCAACCAGCUGGACCGCAUCAGCGAGGAGGGCGAGCCGUGGGACGCCCAGGACUACCACCCGCUCAUCUUCCAGAACGCCAACAUCACCUUCGUGAGCGCGGAGGCCGGCCUCUCGGACGAGGAGACCUCCAAGUCCUCGCUGGAGGACAACCUGGCCCAGGAGGAGAGGCCCCAGGAGGGGGCUGUGGCCGAGGCGCCCCUGACCCUGGGCGAGUUCCCCUCGUCGGACGAGUCCACCUUCACCAGCACCGAGUCGGAGCUCUCCGUGCCUUAUGAACAGCUCAUGAACGAGUACAAUAAGGCCAGCGGCCCCCAAGGCACGUGAGGCCGGACCGGCCCCCCACCCCGCUCUCAUGGCGUCUGUGCCCCUCAGCCUGGGGCGUCCUGUCGUGGCCGGGCUCCUGGCCCCUAGUGGGGGGCAGCCCUGGACCCGGGAGUGGGGGGCCAGGAGCCUUCCUCGCCUUCAUCCCCUGCAGCUAGAGGCCGCCGGUCGGACACAGCGCGCCCAGGACAGGGCCUCUGUGCUCCGGCCGAGCGGGCACCCCAGCGGUGGGAGGCGUCUGUCCUGAGCUCGGCUGGUUUAGCAGCCCGUGUGGGCUGGCAGGACUGACCCCAGAGAGGCCUGCAGCUGCGUGGGUCUCGGCCCUGUCAUGCGGUUAAGAAUGUCACACGGUUCUCUUAGGUUGGGGCGGGGGGACCUCGGCUGUUUGAGUUCGCCAGUGUUAAUGAGCUCCCGUGCACCUGGCACUGAGAAGGGUGACAUGGAGGGGGGCGGAGGCCGUGUGAGACCCCCGUGUCUUCGGGGGGCUGGGUGCCAGCACCUCUGCAGUUGUGGGGCCUUGCCUGGGGCACGUAUCUCACCAUCCCCCGGUCCCACCUCAUCUGCCUGAUGUCACCCCUACUGCAAAGCUCGUAGGGAAGAGGCCAUCAAGGGGAAAUGGGGCGGGGAGCCCCUGGGCAGGUGCCGAAACUCUCCUGAUGUGGGGGACCCAGAGCAGGUUCCGGAUGUGGCCCCAGGUCCCCAUGCUUCUGGUGGACUGACUGGGAUGGAGCCCAGCCCAGAGCCCAGUUCCCCGUCUCAGGCACUCUUUGGCCAAGCCCCUGUGGGUGCUGAGAGAAAGGGAGGGUGGCAGGCCGAGGUCGAGAAGGCUGGGGCUCCAGGAGCUGUGAGACGGGGCUUGUCAGUGGCUCGUUCUGCCCCUGCCCCGCUGCCUCCUCUCCUUGUGCCCAGAAACAGGACCUCGCUGCUGCCCAGCCUGCCCUUGGCUCACAAGUGGGGAAUGGCCAAAUGUGUGAAUCCAACUCCUCCCUCCAGCUGCUAUUUGUCACAUGUGUUUAUGUGUCUGUCUGUCCGUCUGUGUAGGAAAGGAAAGGCUCUUCGAUGGGGGGAGAGCAAAAGAUAAUGUGAAACUCUACACAUCGUUCAGGCGAGGGGCUGGCAGAGGUCUUGGGUUCUCCGUGAUAUGCACACUAGGGCCGGCCCCCUCUGUCCUGCAGGUUUUGUUUUGUGAAUUUUUUUUUCCCCAUGAACUGCUGUUUUUUCAUACCUGGCAUCUGUUGGCUUCAGAGCCAGAGGGGAGAACAGGUGAAAGAGUGGGGUCCCAAGGAUGGGGUUUCCAGUGCUCACUCUCCUGUCCCCCUGCAACCCAACUAGGCUUUUUUGGUGACCUUGGCCAAAGUCAUGGUGUCGGAGCCAGGCAGGCAGAGUGGGCAUGUGGCAUCGGUCGCAGGCAACCAAAUACUGAGCAGGAGGCGCCCCCAGACACCCUCUCUGCCUCGGUCGCCGCGCUGGUGCUGUGGGCCCUCCCGGACCCCCACUCAGCUUGUAACCCAGGGGGGUGUGGGCCUAGCAGCAGGGUGGGAAGAAGCGGGCUUUAGUUGUUUCUUUUUUUUUUUUUCUGUGAAAUGAUUUAACGAGCUUGUCUCACCCCACUUGCCUGGGGUGUCACUGGCUGUCCUGGAAUCACACACACUGUAUGUACAUACUGGUAAUGAUGUCAACUGUAAUUUAUUUUAACAUUUUUUACAAUAAAACAUGAGAUGGACAAGGCA
This is a messenger RNA of Sus scrofa (pig), 3558 nucleotides long. It is a transcript of the gene KCNK5, whose product is annotated as potassium two pore domain channel subfamily K member 5. Gene Ontology annotation, cellular component: plasma membrane. Lineage: Eukaryota; Metazoa; Chordata; Mammalia; Artiodactyla; Suidae. The record is from RefSeq and is a predicted model, not a curated record. Gene Ontology annotation, molecular function: potassium ion leak channel activity; outward rectifier potassium channel activity. Gene Ontology annotation, biological process: potassium ion transmembrane transport; stabilization of membrane potential.